AUGGCUGAAAUGGGCAUUCUCCAAACCGAGAAUCCAUUGCCUUCACCAGCAUUCACCAACGCAAUUCCUGAAAAUACACUAGAAGCUGAAGACUGGAAACAUCGGCCACCAUAUCAUACCCAUGGUCAUGAUACAUUCGGCCCCAUCAAGUGGAAGGGCUCAUGCAAGUGUGGUAAAAUCACAUAUGCUUUAAACCGCGACCGACCGUUAAACGCCAAGUUUUGCCAUUGUCGAGGUUGCCAGGUGAUGCAUGGUGCUCCCUUUCAAUGGGCAGCAAUUUUCCAUAAAGACGAUGUCUCCUUCACAAAGGGCUCCAGCGGACUAGCAUUCUUCUCGGCUGCCCAUAACUCGCAGAAAUACGACAACCCCACCAAAGUUUCAUGCAGCUUUUGUCACACUCUGAUAAUGGACGAAGGCCGCAAUAUGUGCUUGUUGUUUCCGCAGUUGAUCCACCUCGAGGGCUCUUCAGAUGAGCGGCGGAAAAGGCUGGAGGAAUUCAAGCCUACGUGUCAUAUUUAUUAUGAGCAGCGCAUGUUUGACGUUCCUGAUGGAAGGCCCAAAUGGUCAGAGAUGGAUGAGCAUAGUCAGCUGCUCGACGACCAUGGAAAGCCCAUCCAAUGA
Molecule: messenger RNA, 621 nt
Organism: Penicillium verhagenii
Lineage: Eukaryota; Fungi; Ascomycota; Eurotiomycetes; Eurotiales; Aspergillaceae
Product: GFA family protein
Exons: 2
Coding region: 1-621 (206 amino acids)
Molecular function (GO): carbon-sulfur lyase activity
Source: RefSeq, a predicted model, not a curated record